UUUGUUUUGAACAAGCAAAUUGAUAACGAACACGCUGAUAUUUUCGGCGCCAUUUUUGGGAUUGAAAUAGAAGUUCCUUACUGAGACCGUUGUGACAGGCACCUGGACUAUUUUCGUCAUGUGAGUUUUUUGAAAUCUAACCAUGAUCAUCUCUUUUGCCUUUUUGCUGGCUUCUCUCACCGUGGUCACCUGUCAACAGCAGUUUCAAUAUGACUGUCCUAUAGACUGGCCAUCGUUUGGCACCAGCUGUUACCAUUUUGUGUUUUACCCUGAACGACCUUUCGAUGAAGCAGCACAGGCGUGUCGGUACGAUGGUUCUGGGCUGGUUAGCAUCAACACACCGGAGGAGCAUCAGUUUAUUGUCUCUUGGCUCAACCGCAACGGCAUCGCAAGACAGUCAGACUGGUACACAAGUGGAGUAGACCAAGCCGGCAAGCAAAUGUGGGAAGGUGACGGUCAACCUCUUGUUGGUGAGACUUCAUACUGGGUCACAGACAACAGCCAGGUCACUUUAUAUAGACAGCUAGUGGAACGUCGUUUGGUCUACCAAUACACAGAGACCAGAAAAACAUAUGGAUGGGCAUGGACAAACAGGACGAGGUUACUGCCUUACAUCUGCGAGAUCAGCAGACAGGAGGUCUACCGAGUAUACCAACAGAAUAGAGACUUCUCAUUUGGAAGCGAUACUUUGAACCCAAACGACUGGCCAGUGGGUCCAAACAUUGUCCAGCAGUCCCCGAGUGUUGUCUUUGUUGACGAAACAGACUUCGCUAACGUCGAAUGCUCUGCAGUCGGCAACCCCAAUCCGACAUACCAGUGGUUUCGUGAUUACGGCACCCCCAGGCAAGUGCAGAUAACUGGACAGAUGAAUAGUCGGUAUGCAGUAACCAACGGCCGGCUGAGUAUUCACCUGCCCAAAAAGGAGACCGACACUGGAGACUACACCUGCGUGGCCCAGAAUCCAUCUGGAAAGGUUUUCAGCGCUCCUAUUAAGAUUUCAUCUGGCUUCCUCGGGGAGUUCUCCAACGACAAGCCAGGAUCGCGCACGGCCAUCAGGUACCAAGGUAGUGUCGUGGACUGUCUUCCUCCAAGUUUCAACCCAGCACUGUCCUUCCAGUGGAUGAAGGCCAACCGCUUCCUUCGGCCCGAGAUGAACCCGCACACGUUUCUCUCAGAGAACGGGAAGCUGUACUUCUCGGAAGUGCAGGACUCAGAUGCUGCAGAAUACCACUGCAUCGUCACGCUUGUGGCACUUCCGGGUCAGAUUCUGGCCACUGCACAACCUUUGUACCGCAACAGCCUGGGCAUCGAACUGAGAGUGCAAGGAGACAACCCCAGCCAGUUCGGGCCGGAUAUCCACAAUGAUUUCCCUGCUGUGUUUCCAAAGGAACCAGUGGUGGGACAAGAGAUGCGUCUUGAGUGUCUGGCUUAUGGCAGGUUGCCUCUAUAUUACUCUUGGAGCCGGAAACAAGGGGAGCUGCCGGUAGACCGCACAUCCUACGACAGCCUCAACCGCGUCCUCCGCAUCAGCAACGUGCGCCUUGAGGACAGCGGCACCUACACGUGUUCGGUGAAAGGCGUCAAGAACACGGCCAACAGCACCAUCACUAUAAACGUCCACGCUUCGCCGUAUUUUUUGUUCCCCCUGCGCAAUCAACAUCUGGAUGUUGGAAGUCAGCUGACUUGGGUCUGUGACGCGGUAGCUAUCCCGUCAGCCACCUACACCUGGUACAAAGAUGGAGAGAUUUUGGUCACUGACACAGGAAAGGACGUGAUGGUGACAGGAAAUGUCCUGAAGAUUGGUAGAGCGGAGGCCAGUAAGCACAAUGGCAUGUAUGAGUGCGUUGCGCAGAACGUCCACGGCACAAAUACCAGCAGUGCGCAGGUCAGAGUCCUCGGCUUCCAGCCAUCUUUUACGAAGAUGCCAGUAGCAAACCAGCUCAUGGGCGCUGUGGGCGGGAACCUGACCAUCCAAUGUCAGCCGGAGGCAGCUCCUCCGCCCAUUAUCACCUGGACUCAUAAUGGUUCACCUGUAGGAUCUGGUGGUCGUGGUCAGCAAACGGUCUUCGGAGAUUUAGUUCUUUCCGGUCUGACCCUCGCAGACUCCGGCAACUACACGUGCACCGCGGAAAACUCCUUUGGAUCAGCAUCAUCCAGCGGGCAGCUGCGGGUAGUCACCACGACGGUGCUGAGUUAUGCGCCCCAGUCACAGGAAGUACUCCAGAACGAGACUGCGUACUUGAGCUGCCAGGCUUCCUACGCCGUCAGCAGGACAGACCUGGUGUACGUCUGGUACUUCAACGACGUGCUUCUGGACAUGGAUUUAGACCCAUCAUACAAAAUUGGUGAGAUGCGAGGAAUCAACGGCCUGUACAUAGUGGGCUCCCAGUUUAAACACGAGGGUUGGUACGAGUGUCGCGCUACAUCCGUCUUUGACAGCAUCGGCGCCAAAGCCUACCUCACCGUCAAAGGGCCUCCGGAGGAACCAGCUGGAGUACAUAUUCGCAACAAACAGGGCACACAGGUUGAGCUGUGGUGGCAGCCGGGGAAAACUCGAGGCGACUCCAUCACACAGUAUCGAAUAGAAUUUAGAAGCGACUUCAAUCAAACUUGGAGAAACCUUGUCACAGGUAUCAGUGCGGCGGAUACCCAGAUUAACGAGUACCCGCAAUGGCGGACGUACACGAUCAGAGAAGGGCUUUCUCCGGGUACCAGCUACCAGUUCAGAGUCGCAGCCGCCAGUCAGAACUUUGGCUACGGUCCUCUAAGUAGUCCUUCUGAGAUAACCAAGCUGGAUGAUGCUCCCCCUGUCUUCGCGCCGAGCAUCGUGACUGGCGGCGGGGGCUCUGUCAGCAUGCUGACCAUUAAGUGGACACCUCUCCCAAAAGAACAACAUGGAGGGAACGGCUUGUACUACAGAGCUCACUGGCGUCUCCAUGGAAGUGAAACCGAAAAGUGGGAAGGCAGCAAAGACAUCUCUCACGACACAGCGGAAGUGGACCGUAACGGUAUGAUCACAUACUCUCACUACCUGCCCGAUAGAGAGAAGUACUACACACAGUACGAUGUCAAGGUGCAGGCCUCCAACACCAUGGGCCCUGGACCCAACACCUCCGUGGAAGUCAUCUACUCUGCCGAGGACCUGCCAACUGUCACACCGCAGAAGGUGAAUGCCAUCAACAUCAAUGCCACCGCUGCUAAAAUCACGUGGGAGAUGACAACAGUGUCUAGAGAAGACGUCCGCGGGAGAAUCUUAGGCUAUCAGGUAAACUACUGGCUCAUCACAGAAACCAUGAUCACUUCUUGGUACUACCGGCAGUACGGCGAGGCACAAGAAGCUGUGAUUAUAGGGCUAAAAGGCAACGGCGACUACUGGGUGAACGUUCAGGUGUUCAACUCAGCGGGCCUCAGUCGGCCGAGCGGCGAUUUCUACCUGAACCCAUAUUACGACCCGCCUCAUCAUUACCCCGAGUAUGUCACGGUGAUGUCCGACGGACCCGAGAGUGUGAGGGUGUCUUGGAGAGGGGUCAGCUACGUCUUGAACGAAUCUCCAACCCUGGGUUAUAAGAUCUGGUGGUGGCCAUACACUGAUGACAUCCGUACAGCCAAUGAAGCAACGUUCGGGAAGGAGUACACGGGAGUGCUACACGGAGUGCAGAAGGACAUCGUCUAUGUCUUGCGUGUCAUGGCGACAAGUUUAGGCGGUGAUGGAACAAAGUCCCCGGCUACACUGUUCACACUCGGUGGCCAAGUGAGGUUUAACCCCUUAACCUCUGAGAUUUUUGCUGCUGCUGGAGUGUUGCAUCCUUGUUCGUUUUUGCUCUUCCUCUGUAGCAUCGCGGCCAUGUUGUCUAGAAUCCUGCAAAACUGAAGACAACCACACGAAGACAAGUGCAUGACAAUUUAACUCACUGUGUAUAUAUUUUAUUUUGUACUUUUUCUACAAAUUUGCUUUAUGUUCGUCUGUCUUAUAUCUUUACAUAUCGUCUAUCUCAGUAGUCAUUUAUGAAGAUGUUUUCUUUCAUGUUUUUAACACAAGUUAUUCUCAUCUCAUUAUCGCAAGGGACCUGAUAUUGCAAAGUUUUGUGCAUGCUUUUGACAAUUAAUAUUUUUCACCUCUUCAUAGUAUCUCCAGUAAAGUCAUUAGAAUAUUUUAUCAUAUAAGCAUUGUGACCAAGCUGUAGAAACAUGUUGUAAUAUACAAGUGUAGUAUAAAUAAGGCAAUACAAGAAACAAAUAAUGUUCCAUGUAAUAUUAAAAUUUAAACAAUAACUAGCAUAGUAUCAUCUGAACAAAGAUCUAUAUAACAUUUUUUCGGAGUUAUUAUCCGUUGCGAAGAUUGUUCGUGGGUUUCUUAAUUCAAGAGCUCAUUGGUGCAGAUCAUCAACACGUUUGCCAGUGAUACUGAUGGUGCUUUAAUGUUCUUACAUCACGCUUACUUCAUUUCUUGUGAUAGUUUGAAAAUGUCCAAUAAACUGAAACAUCUCAAUUUA
This is a messenger RNA of Pomacea canaliculata, 4493 nucleotides long. RefSeq names its product contactin-like. Gene Ontology annotation, biological process: cell-cell adhesion. Gene Ontology annotation, molecular function: protein binding. The transcript has 28 exons. NCBI's taxonomy places the organism in Eukaryota, Metazoa, Mollusca, Gastropoda, Architaenioglossa, Ampullariidae. Bases 143 to 3871 code for a protein of 1242 amino acids. The record is from RefSeq and is a predicted model, not a curated record.